Messenger RNA from Radiomyces spectabilis, 1303 nucleotides. RefSeq lists its product as uncharacterized. The record is from RefSeq and is a predicted model, not a curated record. The transcript has 3 exons. The coding region runs from base 162 to 1088 and encodes 308 amino acids. Lineage: Eukaryota; Fungi; Mucoromycota; Mucoromycetes; Mucorales; Radiomycetaceae.
AGCAUAAUCAUUUUCUAUCGCUUUCCUUCUCUCCUGCUUUUAAAAUCUUGGAUAAAUUGGUGCUUAUCUAUCAUAUAUAUAAUAUCAGCCAACAAACUUUUCUUUGAACUCGUCUUUUUCUGCUUAAAGAAACCAACAUUUACAGAAAAAACCAUUUCACCAUGAAUCCCGGAAGAUGCGUGGAUUAUCUCGCACAUGAAUGGACAUCCAAAGAUAUCAUACAGGCACAUCAUGAAACCCGCAAAAAGGUCACCAAGGCCAAGAUGAAGCUUGCCAUGGCCUCCGCCAGAGAAACCAAUCGGAUUCAGAAUCUGCGAGCAGAAGCCAGACGCUUGGAACGCUAUCAAAAUGCCGUGUGGCGACAAAUGACCAGGCGGUGUAUAUCACAUUUAGGCGGAACGAAUCCGAUGGUUGAUCCAUCAGAAAUUAACUGGCAAAAAGAAGCUGACAUCACGUGGCUGUAUGGGCCGCUUUAUACCACGUCGACUGAGGCGGACACAUCUGCAAAAACAAUGUCUGAGCACAACGGCGGACUUAAGUCGGCGUUACGACAACAUUUAAAUGGCGCGGUGUUUCCCGUUCCGCAUGGCAUGGCAGGUACUGUCACGACCAUAGGCGUGCGGUUCAAUCCGGAAGUGGUACAAUUCCAAUACCUACCGGAAAGUUUGGUGCAUGAGUCAAAUUCUACGUAUACAUCGGAUGACGAAGAUGCCAAUGAGUACGAAAUAGGAACGAAUAACAGAAAAAAGAGCGCAGAUGGGAAUCACAGUGAAGAUAUGUAUAUGGGCAUGGUGGAUUACCUUUUGUCAUGUUUUCGCUAUUGUGCAGUCUACGUCGCGUGCGAUGUCUGUCAAAGGCAACCAUUGUGGGCUCAGAAAACCAGCAACAUGGUAUCUGCGCAAUCCGACUGGAUGCCACGGAAUCGGCGCCCGGAUACGAAUCUAAAUUUGGUGACGCUCCUUAUCGCGAUUUUAAAAUCGAUGAUUUCUUGUAUCAUGUAUCAGAGCUUGUUGCCAGUAACGUGGAUUUUGGCGCACCCAUUCAAGAGAAAACAGAGUCGCUUGUCGAUUUCUCCAAAUCAAGCAUAACCUUAUACCUCGUUAUUUCAUAUCAUUAUUUCCCACCGUGUACAUAAGGAAAAACUAUUCUCCGCCGUCCAUUUCCUCCCUAGCAUUUUUUCAAAGGUCAUAUGAAAAUACAGAAAAAAAAAGAUCAUCCAAAAGAAGAUAGUGAUUACCAUAUAUGGAAGGAUAAGAUAGGAGCAUGUUGGGGAGUUUGCAAGUGAAUCCGGAUUAAAGAGCAG